AUGAUGUCUACCCUUGUAGUUGGUCUUCCAUCGUCUUCUUCUAAGAGUACUACUUUUGCUGGCUUGUAUGGAAAAUUGAAUGUGUUACUAUGUACAAACGUAUUUGCAUGGCAACAUAUCACAGUCAAUGAGAACGUUACGAGAAUACUUAGAAAAUCCGCAUCACAUUUAGUUAUUGAACCAUCUUUCUUAUUAAUUAAUGAAGAUUGGGAAGUUGGAAAAGAACUUCCAAUAGCUAUCUGUCCACAGAAGGCUCGAAUCCUGUCAGGAAAUGUUGGAAACGUUUUUUCAAUUCGCAAAUUAAAUGAAACUUGUUCAACACUUGUUCUCAACAUUCAAUUGGAUGCAGAUAAGGAAUUCAAUGGAGGUUAUGGACAGUCAUUUGCGCUGGUUUUGUCAGGUCCAAGAAAUGCUCGAGCAACUCUCGAUAUUGAAGUUGUUGAUGUGAACGAUAAUGCUCCUGAAUUCAUAAAUACUCCAUCAACCUUAAGUAUAUCAGAGGAUUUGAAGGAGGAUUCGGUGAUAACUAAGAUUCGUACAAGAGAUGUUGACACAGGUGUUGGCGGAUUAGCCAGAUAUUCAUUGGAUGAUGAUGACCAAUUCUAUUUGGAUAAAAAGAAAUGUUCAAAUGGGGAGUGUUGGACAACGUUGAAAUUGAAAAAGCCAUUGGAUUACGAAAAACAAUCCGUUCAUAAUUUGAUUAUCACAGCUGAAGAUGGCGAUCCUCAUGUUCAAAAUACAAAUAAGGCUACUCAUCAACUGGCUAUACAUGUUCUCGAUGUACAAGAUUCACCACCUGUUUGGAAAACAGAUUUUUCAAAACCAAUCAUAAUUGAAGAAACAAUGAAAAUUGGAGAUGAAAUUUAUAAAAUUCAAGCAGUAGACGGCGACGAGAAGAAUCCAAACGAGAUAAGAUAUUCUGUCGAACCAAAUGAUUAUGUAACCAUCCAUGAAACAACUGGAUCGAUCAAACUCAAGAAAAUUCCAUCUCCCAACACCGAUAUUCGAUUAUACGUUACCGCAAAAGAGAAUGAUUCGAAUGCUAUGUCAAUCAAAGCUGAUAUCAUAUUGGAAACUUCAUUUUCAAAGAAAGAAACUAAUCAAAUAAAGUUUUGCGCUUCCGAUCUGACAACAACUCAAGUGAAAGAAGGCUCCGAACAGUUUGAACAAGCUUUAGUAGUGAAGUUCAAUCAACCAGUCACUCCCGGUAUCUUGAUCAUAGAUGGACAUUCGAAUAUUUUCAAAAUUGGCGAUAAUCAGAAUGAUCCACAAACGAUAGAAGUUCUCAUAGCUAACCCAAAGCUGAUUGACUAUGAAAAAGAAAAAAGUUUAAUCUUCUAUGUGAAAUCUCCAUUUGGAAGAUGCAAAGUACAGGUUGAUGUGUUGGAUGAGAACGACAACAGUCCUCGCUUCACUGAUGACACCUUCCUAUUCUAUGUGACUGAAAACCAAAAUUCAACAGUUUUAGGACAAAUUGAGGCCAAAGAUGCAGAUUCCGAUAAGUAUCUGCCUAUAACCUAUUCCAUAUUAGGCAAUCAUUCUCAUUUAUUUGCAAUUAAUGAAAAUGGCCAAUUACGAUCAUUAAUGUCAAUCGAUCGAGAACUGAAUGACAAAUUUGAUUUAACUGUUAGAGCAACAGAUGCUGGAGGGAGAUCGACAGACUGCCCAGUGAAGAUUGUUGUUCGAGAUGUCAAUGACAAUCCUCCUAUGUUCGAUAAAGACUCUUAUAGAAUUGAAGUUGAAGAAGAGAAAAGUCUUAAAGUCCGAAUUACAGCAUCUGAUGCUGAUUUGGGACAGAAUGCUGAAAUCGUAUAUUCUAUCUCCAAGGUUCCGGAAGCCAUUCCUAUUGAUUUCUCUGCUGGAAUUUUGUUUGUUGGCAAGAUCGACAGAGAUACGAUGGAUUCAGAUGAGAUCAAUGUGCUCCUAACAGCCACAGACAAAGGAGAACCACCUCUCUCAUCAAGUGUCAACCUGACCAUUUUUGUUAUUGACAUCAACGACAACUAUCCAGUGUUCACAAAUUCUCGUUACUCCAUUGUUUUGGAUGCUAACAUUAGCCCGGGUGGAGUAAUAGGGGGCGUUAAAGCUGAAGACGGUGAUGCUACGUCACCGAAUAAUUAUAUCAGUUAUAAAACGUCUGAUUCAAAUUUCAAAAUAACAGAUAAUGGAGAGAUUCUUUAUAGUGGAAAUGGCCUUUUACGGAAAGAUUCCUCUUUGGAAUUUAUGAUCACUGCUGUUGACGGUGGUUCUCCGUCAAAGAAUGCAACUAGCAAAGUCAUCAUCAACGAACACAAAGCAGCUAUGCAAAGCGAACUCAUUGCCGAACUAAUGGGAAAUGAAACUUUAAAUAGUACGGAAAUAAAAUGGGCUAACUCUCGAAUGGCUGGUUAUACAUAUGAGAUCAUUCGCGCAACAGCUGAUGGGUUUAAGGAUCAAGAAGUACGUAAAUGGCUGGAAAUUGAUGAGAAAUCAGGUAUUAUCCACACCGUGACGUCUCUCACACCUGAUGUUGUUAAACAAAUCCGUUUGUACAUCAGUAUGAGAAAGGGGAAGCGUGAAGUUCCAGUGGAACUGAUCAUCAAUGUUGUCGACAAUGAUGCACCACCCUCAUUCAGAAAAGAUGUUUAUCGCGGGUCUGUUGCUGAGAAUACGUCACCAGGAACGCGAGUGCUAAAAGUGAAAGCUCAUGGAGACAGUGACAAUCAAUACCAAUACUCCCUGACCAUACAAUACGGUCCCAGAGAUGUUCUGUCCAUCGAUAACUAUGGCUGGAUUUUCCUCAAAAAAUCUUUGGAUUUUGAAAGCUUUGAGAGAAUUCUUGGCAUCGUUACGGCUGUAGAUGAACUUGGAAACUCCGCUAGUACUAACUUUUCACUGCAAAUAACAGACAUUAACGAUAACAGACCAAUCUUCAAAAACGGGUCUGUUUUCACUGUUCAUCUGCCUGAAUCUACUGAAGUGGGUACAAUUAUACCUUUGCCCUACCCAUUGGCUACCGAUGCGGAUAGCGGCAUAAAUGGAGAGCUGAAAUAUUCCUUAUUAGGUGGAGAUGGCCAUUUCGAAAUUAAUGCAACAACUUCCGAAAUCAAACUCAUCUGGGAGUUAGACUAUGAGAACCAACGAGCUCAUUCCCUCACCCUUCGGUGUGUUGAUAAUCCUAAAAGUGAACAAUCCAAUGAAGUUUUCGCUUCCGUUACUGUAGUUGUCGAAGAUAUUAAUGACAACAAGCCACUCCUUCACAACUCUGAUCUGCAGCAUUUGACUGUCUCCGAAGAUGCUUUUCCAUCUACUAUUGUUACAGUGCUCUCCGUAACGGAUGCUGAUGAAGGAGGACGACAAAUUGUUCGUUUGGAUGCAAAUCAUACUCAUUUCAAGAUUGAUGAAGAGAACAGAUUGGUUGUAUCGAAUGAAUUGAAGGGAUUUGCUGGAGAGAGAAUUUGCUCGUCUCUUAUAGCCACUGACUCUGGUAAGCCAGCUCAGGUUGUGAAAUACCCUUAUUGCAUCACUGUGUAUCCAGCUACCAACAAUCAUCACAAUCCUCUUAUAGUGUUCCCAAAGCCAAACUCUAUUCAUUACUUCGAUGAGAACUUGGACUACGAUGAGUUACUUAGGAUGAAAUUGCUGGAUGAAGGAGAUCUUCACAACAUUUCAUACAGAAUUGACACAUCUUUCAAGAAGGAUUGGGAGCAUUUCACAAUCAACCAAACUGGGUCGCUAAAAUCGAAGGAAGUAUUUGAUUUUGAGAAGAAGAAUGUGUAUGAACUGAAAGUUCUUGCAUGCCGUGCAGCUAAUUGCUCAUCAGUUCAUAUAUUUAUUUCUGUCAAUGAUAGAAAUGACAAUUGUCCCAUAUUUCCGAAGCAGGAUGUUCGACUGAGUCUCGUUGAGAACGAUAAAUCACCACUACCACGUCAAGUUGGAAGAAUUCCAGCAGCCUUAGAUGCUGACUUCCACUCAGAUAAUACCAAAGUUUGCUAUACUACCGAGUCACCUCUGUUCUUCUUCGUCGAUCCGACUCUCCCCAUUCUGUACACGAAUGUCAGCUUCGAUCGCGAGCAACAUAAGCAACAUCAAAUUACAAUUGUCUCUUUCGAUUGUUUAUUAUCAUGCCGAGAUCCUCACAAGCCUAUGAACAGUACCAUCACUGGAAUCAUUGAAGUACUGGAUAAGAACGACAAUAUACCUCGUUUCUCGGAAAGAACAUAUGUUGCUACUGUUAUUCAGGGUCAAGUAAGUGCUGGGAGCCAUCUUACCAGCUUGUCAGCUACAGAUCUAGAUGUCGAGCCUGAUGGGCUUAGAUAUUCAAUACAAGGCCCAGUUAGAACUGGUACAGAAGCAUAUCUGCAUCAUGAAUCCCCAAUCACUGUCGAUCCUGCUACUGGAGAAGUAUCCGCAAAUGAUGUGUUGAAAGAGCCUCUCUACACUUUCACUGCUUCAGUCAUAGAUGGAGCUGGUCAUGAAGAUACAGCUAUCGUUACUAUUUACGUUGUCACUUAUGAGCAACAAGCUGAACUUCUUUUCGAUGCUCCAUUUGAUUUUAUUGUUCAUAAUGAAAAGGAUAUCAUAAAGUUAUUGUCAGAAGUGACAUCACUAACAGCAGUUGUUGACCGUUGUCGUCAGAACUCUAACUUCACUAUGGUCUUAGCUCAUUUCCUCAAGAAAGAUGGCUCCUUUGAGAAUGUGGACACGAUUAUCGAUGUUAUCACUAGCUCUAACUCUUCAUCCAAAAGAGAGCUGAGGAGUACAUAUGGUUUGAGAGAGACAACAUCCAGCACUCAAACUGUUCUAUUUUUGAAUCCAAGAACAGCUUCCAUCGGAGUCGCUGCUAUACUAUGUAUUUGUCUUCUUCUCGCUAUUUGUUGUUGGUGCAGAUCUCGUAAUGAUUACUCCAGCAAACUUCAUCAGAUUUCCGUUCAUGCUGCAGCUCAUCAUGCAUCAUUAGGAAGACCAAAUGCAAAGGGAGCUCCAGCAUAUUACUUAGAUGGGGUCAUUCCGAUCCUCUCUUCAAAUGGGAUGAGUGGGAGGUUAGUUCCUCCUCCACCGCCGCUGCAAUCAACAGAAUUAUAG
Messenger RNA from Auanema sp. JU1783, 5064 nucleotides. Lineage: Eukaryota; Metazoa; Nematoda; Chromadorea; Rhabditida; Rhabditidae. The record is from the annotation of a GenBank genome assembly.